AUUUUGGAUACCCAAAAUAAUUCGGUUCGGAUCGGAUUAGGUUUCAAUUAUUCAAAUACCAAAAUUUUGAAUAAUUCAGAUAUUUAAUCAAUUCUGGUUCGGAUUUAGUACUACUUAUUCGGAUUAAGAUCGGUUUGAAUCUUCGAAUUCAAGUUUUCUACUCAACCCUAAAUAGUGACAUAAGAAGCAAAUAUCAUCAUAUUUUUUUAAAAAAAAUAGAUCCGCACGGGCGUGCGGGACAAAAUCUAGUUUCUAUAUUAUGGUUAGGUGAUCAUAAUAUAUAUAUAUAUAUAUACUAAUUUACAUUAAAACGAAGCUAAUUAAAAAGAAGAAUCGUGGGGAGCAUUCGUUAAGCUUCUUACUAAGACUUCAUGCCCUCCAAAUCCUUGCAGUACUCUCCAAUGCCGGCAAGACUUAUUAAUUAAUAAAAUCCUGUUCUUUUAAUAAUAAACCGAACAUUAAAUUUUUUUGAUUUUCAACACGUAGAACUUCUAGUUCGUGAUCCUGUCUUAAGAUCCCGACAUUCACAGAAAAUCAUUGAACACGAGUAGCAUUGUCGUCGUUUUUAUAUACUUCUUACAAAAUUCUCUCCAACAUUGAUUCACCUCUACAUUUCCGAGUAAACCCUGGUUCUAGAGUUUCCUUGAAGCACAAGGAAAUAAAAAGUUUUGCGUAACUUAAGAGACGAUAGAGAUGAAAGAGAAGGAUCUUCUUUACCAUACAAUACUUGCUCGUAGCUUUAGCAAAAACGAGCAGAAGAGACUUGGCUAUGGAGCUUUCAUUGCCUCUCUUUUCUUCGUCUUCACUCUUUGCACCAUCUUUAAAUCGUAUCUCAACCUAUUACCAACCAUGGAUACGCAAUUAUCAGUGGACACUGGUCUAAGGAUGGUGAGAGUAACAGAAACGCAUAAAUCGCAAGCGUUUAACAGCAACUAUACAACAACAUCUGGAGCUUCUGAGUCUCUCAUUAGCCCGACGACUCAAAAUAACAUUACAUCAAAUGUUACAAAUACGCAGAGAUUAACCAGUUCUGAAGAUGACAAGCUAAGUGUUUGCAACGACACAAGCUUGCCCAAGAAUUAUCUUGAUUUGUUUAACUGUACUACACCCACUUCAAUCUCCAAUGAACAAUCUGCUUCAGACGGCAAUAAAAUGGAUGAAACGAUAAAGUGUAAGAAGCAAUCAAGAACAGAGAUAUGCGAGUUUAACGGCGACGUAAGGGUCCACGGUAAAUCCGCGACGAUUCUUUCCACAAUCACGUCUGCCUUUUCGGGGAAUUCCACGUGGCAAAUGAGACCUUACGCGCGAAAAGGUGACCUUGUGGCCAUGAAUCGCGUUAGAGAGUGGACAGUGAAGUUAAUACAAAACGCUGACCAUUUAGAGAACGCUAAUUUCUCAUCGCGAUGCGUUAGGAAUCACAGCGUUCCCGCGAUGAUUUUCUCUCUCGGAGGCUACACGAUGAACAACUUCCACGAUUUCACCGACGUCGUGGUCCCUCUUUUCACGACGGCGCGUAGGUUCAACGGAGAAGUUCAGUUCCUCGUGACGAACAAGAAUCAACCGUGGAUCAACAAAUUCAAGGAGAUUUUAAGGAGUCUCUCGAAUUACGAACUGAUUUACAUCGACGGAGAAGAUGAAACGCACUGUUUCACCACCGUCGUCGUGGGCCUCAAUCGCCAUCCAGAGUACUUCAAAGAGCUGACGAUCGAUCCUUCGCAUUCCGAGUAUUCCAUGUCCGAUUUCCGGAGGUUCCUAAGAGACACAUACUCGCUGAGAAACGCCGCCGUGAGUACCGGAGAGAGUCUGCGGCGGAGGCCACGGAUGCUGAUUAUAUCGAGAGCCAGAUCGCGAGCGUUCACGAACACCGACGAGAUCGCGAACGCGGCGGGAGAAAUCGGAUUCGAAGUCGUGGUGGCGGAAGCGAACACAGGCGUCGCGAGUUUCGCGGAGACGGUGAACUCGUGCGACGUGAUGCUCGGCGUUCACGGCGCGGGGCUGACGAACAUGGUGUUCCUGCCGGAGAACGCGGUGGUGAUUCAGAUUCUUCCGAUCGGUGGAUUCGAGUGGCUGGCGGAUACGGAUUUCGGGAGGCCGGCGAAGGGGAUGAAUCUGAGGUAUUUGGAGUACAAGAUCGCGGCGGAGGAGAGCUCGCUUGUGCGGCAGUACGGACGUGAUCACGAGGUCGUUAGAGAUCCAUCGGCGGUUGCGAAAGGUGGGUGGACGGCGUUCAAGGCAGCCUAUUUGGUAGGGCAGAACGUGACCGUUGAUAUAAACCGGUUCAAGCCGGUUCUUGCCAAAGCUUUUGAGUUAUUGCAGAGACGACAGUCGGUGUAAAAUAAAUAUUUACUGCAUUUUUACUCUAAAUUCUUGUAGUCGUAUCUUACAAUACUAAAAUGGUUUAAUCAUCAACCCUUAGCAUGUCCAUGUCAUCUUAAAAUAACUAAUCAUAUGCUUUUUGUUUU
Brassica napus (rape) is the source of this 2462-nucleotide messenger RNA. RefSeq names its product alpha-1,3-arabinosyltransferase XAT3-like. Bases 694 to 2334 code for a protein of 546 amino acids. The transcript has 3 exons. Gene Ontology annotation, molecular function: glycosyltransferase activity. The record is from RefSeq and is a predicted model, not a curated record. Lineage: Eukaryota; Viridiplantae; Streptophyta; Magnoliopsida; Brassicales; Brassicaceae.